Molecule: messenger RNA, 1854 nt
Organism: Lolium rigidum
Lineage: Eukaryota; Viridiplantae; Streptophyta; Magnoliopsida; Poales; Poaceae
Exons: 3
Coding region: 147-1553 (468 amino acids)
Biological process (GO): carbohydrate metabolic process
Molecular function (GO): hydrolase activity, hydrolyzing O-glycosyl compounds
Source: RefSeq, a predicted model, not a curated record
CUCCCCGGGAAACAGAUCACAGCCUGGGUAAUCGCAGCGCCAGCCCUCCCUCCAGCCCCGAGCUGGAACCAUCUGACGAGAUCCCAGGACAGGAGCACCAGCUAGCCCAUGGUCAAUCGGAGCAGAUAAGUGGCAGCAGCACGCCCAUGGCCGCGAGGAGCAGGCACCCCAAAUCGCUAGCUAUGCGCUGCUACGCGGCGAGCCAGCGCACCCUGGCCGUGGUGGUGUGGAGUCUGGCGGCGCUGGUGAUCCUUCUCAACUUCCACCUCCUCGUCACCCACAAGGAGGAGCAGAGCAGCAGCAGGGUGCUCGAGAUCCACCGCUCCAUCGUCAGGGAGCUGGAGUGGGUGGAGGAGGAGACGUUCCAGGUGACGCCCGCCCGGAGCCGGAGGAACCCCCGGGCGGUGCGGCGCAAGGGGGAGCACAGCAAGCCGCUCUCCGUGGUGGAUGAGUUCUUGGACGAGUCCUCUGCGGUGCACGACAUGUUCUUCCCCGAACGGAGGACGGCCAUGGAUCCGGUCCAUGGUGGGAACGACAGCAUGUACUACUACUUCCCUGGGAGGGUGUGGCUCGACACCGACGGCAAACCCAUACAGGCGCAUGGAGGAGGCGUGCUGUAUGAUGAGAGGAGGGAGACCUACUUCUGGUAUGGAGAGAAUAAGGAUGGCAAGACGUACAGAGCUCACACCAAGGGAGCUGAUCGAGUUGACAUUGUGGGAGUGAGUUGCUAUUCAUCAAAGGACCUGUGGGCAUGGAAAAAUGAAGGAGUAGUGCUCCGUGGCGAGGAAAAGAAUGUGACACAUGACCUCCACAAAUCCAAUGUCCUGGAGAGGCCAAAGGUGAUCUACAAUGACCGGACUGCCAAAUAUGUGAUGUGGAUGCACAUAGAUGACACUAACUACACCAAAGCGUCAGUUGGUGUAGCAGUCAGUGACUCUCCCACAGGCCCGUUCUCGUACCUCUACAGCAAGCGGCCACAUAACUGUGAGAGCAGAGACAUGACCAUAUUCAAGGAUGACAAUGGGAAGGCCUACCUGAUAUACUCUUCAGAGGACAACAGUGAACUCCACAUCGGUCAGCUCACCGAUGACUACCUUGAUGUGACCAGUGACAUGCGGAGCUUUCUCAUCGGGCAGCAUCGAGAAGCUCCCGCGCUCUUCAAGUUCGACGGCACCUACUACAUGAUAACCUCAGGCUGCACAGGCUGGGCGCCGAACACCGCGCUGGCUCAUGCUGCCACAUCAGUCAUGGGACCCUGGGAGACACUGGGGAAUCCUUGUGUUGGAGGGAACGACAUAUUCCGAUCGACGACCUUCUUCUCCCAGAGCACAUUCGUGUUGCCACUCCCAGGCCUAAGAGGCUCAUUCAUCUUCAUGGCUGACCGGUGGAACCCUUCCGAGCUGAGAGACUCGCGAUACGUGUGGCUGCCACUGACAGUAGGUGGGCUGCCUGAUGAGGCUGCUGACUACAGCUUUAUGUUCCCUCUCUGGUCCCGGGUGUCGAUUUACUGGCACCGACGGUGGCGGCUCCCUGAGGGGUGGACAGAUUCUUGAAAAAUUGAAGUUGCUAAUACGUUUGGUACGUUUGAUAGAUACGGAUUUAUAGACAUUUGACACGCACUGGUUGUGUGUUGUAUAGGCCAGCUGUAGAUGUUAGCAGAGUUGUAAAUGUGCAGUUUUGAGUUUGUUCUCAGAUCACAUAGAUACCUGUCCCCUUGUGUUACCUUCUCCAAGGGUAACAGCUUUAGAAUAAUGUGGCUGCACUUCCAUUUGUUUUGCCAGUGGUAACGAAAUUGUGUUGACUGAUACAUGUAUCUGUAAUUCAUGCUGAUCCAACUCUGUAUCUGGGCAACCA